UAAUAAUAGUUUUUUGAGUUAUUCGCGCUUGGGACACCGUGCAUAUGAGAAGCAGUGCUACCAACAAAAUUCUAAUUUUCCUAGUUUGCUAGUUUGAAAUUUAGAAACGUACCGGUUUUUGCCAGUUGCUGUUCUCGAAAAGCAACAAACAUGUGCUCUUCUCGUUCUAUUCCACUUGUUUAAUAUUUACAAAUACCUAAUAAGAAUGGAAAUAAUUAAGUAGAACAACUACGACUUAUUUUAACACCUUCACAAUGGGCGAAAAUAAAGAAAACGAAAGCGUGCGGAUUUCAAAAGUGCCAGACAUCAAUGACUUCUGCAUCAUCAAGCCAAUCAGCCGUGGCGCGUUCGGCAAGGUUUUCCUCGGUUGCAAGAAAACCAACAACGAGGUGAUGUAUGCUAUCAAAGUGAUGAAGAAAACCGAGAUGGUUAAUAAGAAUAUGGUUUCACAAGUCGUCAAUGAACGCAACGCUUUAGCGCUAACAAAAAGUCCAUUCUGCGUCCAGCUUUAUUACUCGCUCCAAACAGCAUCAUCAGUCUACUUAGUAAUGGAGUUCAUGGUUGGAGGUGAUCUCAAGUCUCUUCUGAGUGUGUAUGGCUUCUUCGACGAAGUUAUGGCCGCAUUUUACGUGGCGGAAGUUUGUCUUGCCCUACAAUAUUUACACAAUCACAACAUAAUUCACAGAGACAUCAAACCAGAUAAUAUGCUACUCUCCCGAGAUGGACAUGUGAAACUCACGGAUUUCGGCCUUUCUCGCGUCCACAUUCAUCGAGAUCUUGAAAAGAGUGACUUUGAGAAUGGCACACCCAACUUGUGUGCAAGAACACCUGGCCAACUGCUGAGUUUAACUUCGCAUCUGAGUUUUGGUUCUGGUAAUUCUAAAAAUUACAUACAUGUACAAUCAGCUUCUGAAUUAGCUUCUGACACUGACAGUACAAAUAAAUUUGAAAUGUCAUCAGUGCUAAUGGAACAUUCAAAGAAUUUGAAUGAAAGUGGUGUGAUACCAUUCCAGACUGUCAAUGGCAUCACACCAACUUUACCUUUGGAGAGCACACAGUAUCAUUCCUGCCUGCAUUGCAGCAAUCAAAGUACUGGUUCAGGAGUAUCAGCUUCAUCUUGUACAUCGCCUGUAAGUCAUCGGGUACCAUCAAGGUGUUGUCAUUAUCAAUUGCGGGGUGAGCGAAAGAGAAAGUUUCGAUCACCGUCACCAGCCAAACGGAAAGCAUACGUGCGGACAGGUUUAACAGGCGAGAUGGAGAUUUUAAGGGUGGAUUCAACGAGUCCACCGAAAGGAAUCACAUUCAGUACGCCUGUUUCAACGCAAAAACCACAGAAUCCUAAACAUAUAUUGAGAUUUGACUUGCCACAAGGUAAAGAUUCAGAUAUUAUACCCACAAAACCGUUGCCUACCUUAGAAAAAUCCGAAAAUGAAAGCAAAGAAUUGGUCUCACCAUUGAACACAACCCCUAUUACAUUCCGAACGCCGUAUAGGACGCCUAAAUCUGUUCGACGUGGUGAUUGGUCAUCCGAUAGUCGUAUUUUAGGCACUCCGGAUUAUUUAGCACCGGAAUUACUCCUGCAAAAGGGGCAUAAUUGCGCUGUGGAUUGGUGGGCGCUUGGUGUCUGUUACUAUGAAUUUGUAACUGGUAUUCCUCCGUUUAACGAUGACAGCGCCCAGAAAGUGUUUAAGAAUAUUUUGGAGCGUAAUAUCGACUGGCCUACCGAUGAUGAAGCGCUGAGCGAGCAAACUGUUGGUGCCAUUGAAAGUUUGUUGACUUCGAAUGCUGAAGAUAGGCCACAGGCGAAGGAAGUGAUGGAAAUGGCGAUUUUUGCGAACACUGAUUGGGAUAAUCUACUGCAGACUACCCCGCCGUUUGUUCCGGAUCCGUACGACCCACAGGAUACUGGAUAUUUUCAGGCUCGCAACGAAUUGCUUAAUUUUAACGUGUCUACUUUUGAUUUGUAAAAUUGUAAAUUUUUAAGCGUGUAUUUAUUUAUUUUUAGAUCGAUUUUACGGUGUGUUGAACAUAUACAUGUAAAAUAUUAAUAAAUUCUCAUGGACUAAUCGUA
This is a messenger RNA of Dalotia coriaria, 2071 nucleotides long. RefSeq names its product serine/threonine-protein kinase greatwall-like. Lineage: Eukaryota; Metazoa; Arthropoda; Insecta; Coleoptera; Staphylinidae. The transcript has a single exon. Gene Ontology annotation, biological process: peptidyl-serine phosphorylation; intracellular signal transduction. Bases 255 to 1967 code for a protein of 570 amino acids. The record is from RefSeq and is a predicted model, not a curated record. Gene Ontology annotation, molecular function: protein serine/threonine kinase activity; ATP binding.